AUGUCUAGUAGUGCGAGUCGCCCCGUAGCGGACCAAUCCAAUUCGACUGCCCUCGCCAUUACCACUGGCGCUCGGACGAUCCCAACCCUGCCAUUCGGUAAACAACUUGCCCACUCGUUCACCUUUAACAUAUUCAACCUGCUCUGGGCGAGACCCGUCUCCGAAGACAAACCCGACAUGCCGUCAAAGAAGGACACCGCCGCUGCUGCGAAGCCUGCGAAUGGCACUGCAACCAGGCGCUUUGAGCUUCCAGCCCUCGACCUGAAGUUAGGCGCGCUGACCGACGGAACGGACAUCCCUCCGCCCCUCCCUUCGCCGAUACGAGAGGAGGCCGUCCCCACGCCGCCAGACACCCCGAAAGAGGCCGUCAAGUCGAAUGGCACCACAACGGCCGCCGCCGCCGCUGCUGUUGCUGCUGCGGCUCCUGUCCCACCCAUCGCGACUAUUGCCGGUGUAAAACGCCCGGCCGAAGACAAUCCCGCCUCCCCAACCUUGUCGGCGCGACCCGGAAGCAUUCGCCGCCUCUUUAGCCGCGGGCUUUUGAACUCGGCCUAUGUGGAGGGAGAGGGAGUGGAAGCGAGCAAAAGGACAUCGCGGCCUCCUAGCAGGGGUGCCAGCAGUGUGGCCGAUUCUCGGAAAGUGAAGCGGUCGAGUGGCUGGUUUAGCAGAUUCCGGAGCGACAAAACUCCACUUUCUCCGCCCGCGACAGACGAGAAGAAGCCCACCGGGCCGCCGCCACCAAUGAUCCCGGAACUGACGGAGCUCAAGUCGAGCGACGACGCCAAGGACGAGGAUGGCUUUGGCACCGAUCUGUUCAAGGACAUCAAAUAA
Messenger RNA from Podospora pseudopauciseta, 831 nucleotides. RefSeq lists its product as uncharacterized. Lineage: Eukaryota; Fungi; Ascomycota; Sordariomycetes; Sordariales; Podosporaceae. Bases 1 to 831 code for a protein of 276 amino acids. The record is from RefSeq and is a predicted model, not a curated record. The transcript has a single exon.